Molecule: messenger RNA, 4442 nt
Organism: Sardina pilchardus (European sardine)
Lineage: Eukaryota; Metazoa; Chordata; Actinopteri; Clupeiformes; Clupeidae
Product: teashirt homolog 3-like
Exons: 2
Coding region: 203-3628 (1141 amino acids)
Biological process (GO): regulation of transcription by RNA polymerase II
Cellular component (GO): nucleus
Molecular function (GO): DNA binding; DNA-binding transcription factor activity, RNA polymerase II-specific
Source: RefSeq, a predicted model, not a curated record
ACAGAGGAUCUUACCACCGACAGCCCGAUUCGGACAGAGGUUGUUUCUGUAGUGAUAUCUCUACUUUUGACGUUUGCGUUAGUUUUUUCUCUACCCAGGAUGUCUAGUGUUUUGUAAAUGAACACGUCGUCUUGCGAGUUCAACGGACAGAUUUACACAAACGGUAGCUGACAAAGAUUUUUGUUUUGGGCUUCAAUCAAGCAUGCCACGGAGAAAACAGCAGGCGCCGAAGCGCGCAGCAGAGUACGGUCCAGAAGACGGCCCAGAGCAGCCAGCUGAGGGAGGAGAAGCGCUGGAGGAUGAGGACCCAGCCGCUGACCACAGGCUGCAGAUGGACAGCUCCUGCCCACGGCCCGGCCCACCCACCCCGGGCCCCGAGAGCGACCAGGACGCCUGCCUGACUGACCUCUCCUCCCACGACCUGGACAGCGAGUCCCACCUGAGCGAGCCGAGCGACCGCAUGUCUGACUUUGGCGACUCGGUGAAGAGCGAGGAGGUGGCCGUGCGAGGCUCACGGAAGCGCCGGCCGGGGGCGGAAGACUCCGGAAGCAUCAGUCCGAGCAGCCUGGAGCAGAUGAAGGCCAUAUACGGCAGCUUCCUCACCAACUCCUACUGGUCCGCGCUGGGCAUCCGCCAGCCCGGUUCUGAGAGCAUACCGUGCACCACCACCAGCCCUGCCAACCCCAGCACCACCACCACCACCUCCACCACCACCACCAGCAGCAGCAGCAAUGGCAGCACCGGCGGCAGCACGGGUGCCUUCGACUGGCACCAGUCGGCCAUGGCCAAGACGCUGCAGCAGCAGGUGCCUCCUGGUGCUCUCCCGCUGGUGCUGCAGGACGCAGGCCUGGUGAGCAGCAUCCACCUGCAGCGGCAGAGCACCAAGCUGUACGGCUCCAUCUUCACGGGCGCCAGCAGGUUCCGCUGCAAGGGCUGCAGCCUGGCCUUCGACACGCUGGUGGAGCUGACGGUGCACAUGAACGAGACGGGCCACUACCGCGACGACAACCACGCCCGGGACGGCAGCGGCGCCAAGUGCUGGUCCAAGCCGCGCAAGCGCUCCCUGCUGGAGCUGGAGGGGAAGGACGACGCGCAGAAGGUCCUGCGCUGCAUGUACUGCGGUCACUCCUUCGAGUCCCUGCAGGACCUCAGCGUGCACAUGAUCAAGACCAAACACUACCAGAAGGUGCCGCUCAAGGAGCCCAUGCCCUGUGUGGCCGCCAAGAUGGUGGCGCAGUCCAGGAAGAGGCUGCCCGUCGACCUGGACUUCCUCGUUCCCCGGUCCAAAGAGAGGACUCCGAAAGAGCCCGGCGUCAGCAGGAGUCACAAGGAGAAGCUCCCUGAGGCUGGGGCUGUUGUCACAAACAAUCACCAUGGAAACCAGAAUGGUGGGAGUGGCGGCGCGUGGCCGUUUGACUCUCACAAGUCACAGAUUCUCAAGUGCAUGGAGUGCGGGGCCUCCCAUGAGUCUUUGCAGGACCUGACCGCCCACAUGGUCGUCACGGGGCACUUCAUCAAGGUCAACAACAUCGCCAUGAAAAAGUCAGAGGUUGCACCUUCAUCUGGACCAACGUCCCCCACAGAGGACAAGAGCCAGACGGUAGCACUGCCCCCCUCCUCCCUCUCCUCCCCGGCCUCCCUCCCCUCCCCCUGCAUGUCCCCCCCCUCCUCUCUUAGCGCUGCCAUCAAGCAGGAGGACCCCGACAGCAAGCACAGCCCGCAGGAGGACCAGAGGGUGGACAAGGCCUCCAAGUACAACUAUCUGACCGAGGAGGACCUGAGAGAGAGCCCCAAGGGGGGCUCGGACAUCCUGAAGUGUCUGGAGAACGCGGUCUCGUCCGCCAUCCACAAGGCGCAGACGGGCUCGCCCAGCUGGGGCGGGUACCAGAGCAUCCACGCUGCCUACCAGCUGCCCAGCAGUGCCACUCAUUUCCAGGGCAUCCCUGGCAGGAGCUCUGCCCUGAGGUGCCCCGCGGUCACCAGAGAGACCCUCUCCCUGGGCAAGAGCCAAGCACUGACCUCGCCUGCCAGCAGCCACUCCCCUGCAUCUCCUGCAUGUCAGUCAGUGACCUCAGAGGCCAAUAAAAGCACUCCCUCCUCUCUUGUCCCGCCCUCUUGUCAGCCGGUCAACCUGCAGGCCAUGCAGGAGCUGGUCAAGAGAGUGACGGAGAAGAUGGCUAAAGUGGAGAAGCAGAUGAGGCCUGUGGACGCCGACGCACUUCUGGUGACGAAGGAAAGUCCUACUGCCGACAGCGCUCAGUCUGUGGAGGCUGCUGACCAGGGCUCGCACAAAGACCCGCAGCCAAAAGCCGCACCAGAACAAACCGGCUCAGAGCAGCCCUCUGACACGGAGAGUAAUGCAGCAGAGGAGAGGAGCGAGCCAGAGACGGAGAGCCAGAUGACCGAUCUGGUCAGAUCUCCCAGGCCUGCUCUGGACGCUAGCACUGCCAUCAUCACCACCCACGCAGCACCAGAGCAGCCCUUCGUCAAUCCCUUAAGCGCACUCCAGUCAGUGAUGAAUCUGCACCUGGGCAAAGUGGCCAAGCCCGCCAUGCGAGAGGCUGACCCCAUGAGCAUGCUCUUCAGGAUGAGCAACAGCAUGGCCGACAAGGUUGCCGUAGCAACACCCCUCCCUGCAAACAGCAAGAAGACCGAACCGUGCGUCGAAAGUUUCCAGGAGGUCGACAAAGACCAGCCAAUUGAUUUGUCCAAGGGCAAGAGCGACAGGCCUCGGGGUUGUUUGACCGCGUCUCCUACAUCAGCUGCCCUCAGAGCCGUGACGUGUCCAGCUGUCCCGCCCAGCCAGCCGCCUACACACACGCCCUCAGACCGACCUCUGGACGUGAGCGAGGCUUUUCAGGAGAGCGCUCUGGCCGACAUCUCAGACAUGGUGCGCAACCUGACCCAAUCCCACGCGGUCGCCAAGGCAACCAAACACCACAGUGGACGCCUGGAGAGGAGCGGCGGCGAGAGAGGCGUCGCCGUGGCAACGCCGGAGGACGCGGAGGAGGACGCGACGUCUCACAGGCGCAAGGGCCGGCAGUCCACCUGGAACGUCCAGCACCUGCUGAUCCUGCAGGCGCAGUUCACCGCCAGCCUGCGGCGCUCGGCCGAGGGCAAGUACGUCCCGCCGGACCUGAGCCUGAAGGAGCGCACGCACAUCUCGCACGCCACCGGCCUCUCCAUGACCACCAUCAGCCACUGGCUGGCCAACGUCAAGUACCAGCUGAGGCGCUCGGGCCGCACCAAGUUCCUGAAGAACCUGGACUCGGGCCAGCCGGCCUUCUUCUGCAGCCAGUGCUCCACGCAGGUCCAGACGCCGGCCGCCUACGUGCGGCACCUGGAGGCCCACCUGGGCUUCAGCCUCACGGACCUGGCCAAGCUCUCGGGGGAGAAGGCCGCGCAGCAGCUCAGAAAGCAGGCGGCGCGCUCCAGCAAAGCCCCCGCCGACAGCAAACACACACCCUCCCAUUUGCCCUCCCUGCACGAGGAAGGCAAGUGUGUGCUGCUUGGGUGCAAGUUUUGCAAGCAGACUUUCACAAACAAACAUGCUCUUAGACUCCACACCUGCCACAUCCACGGGAGGACAGAGGACCUUCCGCCAAAAGGUCUCAAGAUGGAGACGUAGAGUAGUUCCUCCAUUCAAGACUGUCUUUGUUGAAAAACGCUCAACAGACACAAACUUUGAGUAAACAUAAAAUGAACAAAAAUCACAUUUACACUUCAUUGCCUAUUUCAAAACAGACAACUUAGGACUGUGGUGAAUAGUUCUAUUUUGAUAUAUUAUAUGUUAUGAUAUUUUUAAACAAAUAUUAUUUCCAAAAAUAUUAUUUGUACAUGUGAAUGAAGUAUCUUAAAAUGCUAUAUUAAAUGUUUUGAAUUAACAUGUUAUAAAUAUCAGUGUCAGCCUGGAAUGGGAAGCAGUGAGCGUUCUCCAAGGAGAAUUAGUCAUGUCAUAUUCAAGAACUGCUUACUGCCGCGCAUACAGUAGCCAUUGCGUUUACAAUAUAAGAUCCUGUAUAAGCAGAGGUUUUAAGGUUUAAGUUAAUGUAUAUAUACACAAUCAAAUGUAUUUCUGGAUGGGUUAGUGCACUUUGAAAAAAUAAUGUUUUUCAUUAACAUACAGAAGUCAGCCAAUUUCAGCAGAAAAGCACCUAUGUUGUUUUGCACAGUAUUAUUACACAAUGUUAUGUUCAGAUGGAUUGUUUUUAUUCUCCAUAUUACUUAAAAAUACACAACAUAAUAAAGAUAAGAGUCUGUGUUUUUGUUGUAAGGCUGGUUGUCCAUAUUGUAUACUUGUCAGUUGAUUAAGGAUGACUGAAUGAAAUCACAAUAAUAACAUUUCCUGUUUAAAUGAUUACCUUUACUAUCAAUCACGAAUGUUAUGAAUGUUGCAUUGUAUCUGUUGUUAAUAUUGCUUUGGUAAUUAUUAAAAAGGCCUU